Molecule: messenger RNA, 1401 nt
Organism: Pseudoliparis swirei
Lineage: Eukaryota; Metazoa; Chordata; Actinopteri; Perciformes; Liparidae
Gene: tmem17
Product: transmembrane protein 17
Exons: 5
Coding region: 536-1090 (184 amino acids)
Biological process (GO): non-motile cilium assembly
Cellular component (GO): ciliary transition zone
Source: RefSeq, a predicted model, not a curated record
ACAUGCAUGUAUUUCUCGCUUAUCUAAAGACGUCCAAACAUGCUGUCUUUCAUGUUUGUGCUCACCAGGCAGUUCGUUAUUAAUUACAUGAAAGCAGCAAGACUGUGUGUGCGUGUGCGCGCGCGCGUGUGUGUGUGUGUGUGUGCGCCGCGCUGUUUUCCAGUUUUUCAUAUUCCUUUCCUAUGGGUUACAAAGUUGACUAAACCACUACAAAUUCAAUGAAAGUGGUGAUCAGCAACGUGAUAUGGCUUCACUGAUUUCAUAUUCUACUUUAAAAUAAAUAAAUGAUCUCCCCGAGCUGAAAUAGGGGUGUGAGUUUGUUGCAUGUUGUGUCAUAGUUAAACAUUUAGGGGCGGGACAUGUAGGAACUCGCGGUUGAAAGGAGAGGACACUUUUACUGCGAGAUUUCAGCGGAGCGCGAGAUUUCGUUGGUGUCCAAGGAGACGAGAGAGUGUUUCCACUCUGCAGUGAGGAAGAGGCGGCGCGUGUGUGUUCCUCCUGUGAUGUUUGUGUUCAGCAGGGAGCAUUUUACACGAUGGACCUACCGGAGGCGCUCAGAAGACGUCUGGAGGACUUCUCUCGGACCGUGUUGUUCGACCAGAGCGGGACUCAGCCCUGCGCCGGAGAGAAUGACGCGUUCGUGCCACACGACAAGCGGGUGCUGUCGAGUCUCCACCUCCAGAUGUCGCUGUACUUCAACAUGUGGUUCUUCCCCUUGUGGUGGAUCAGUGAAACGGUCAUGCUGCAGCUCAAGUAUCCUGCCCUGCCCGACUACUACAAGUUCAUCCUCGUCACCGUUCUCAUCCUGAUGACUCUGAUCGAGGCGAUUCGACUCUUCCUCGGUUAUGCGGGGAACCUGCAGGAAAAGGUCCCGGAGUUGGCUGGAUUUUGGCUGCUGAGCAUCCUGCUGCAGUUCCCACUGAUCCUGUUUCAGCUCUUCAAUGAAGCCAUCCUCAUCCAACCCCUGGAGAGAGGCGUCCACAUCGUGCUCUCCAUGUUCAUACUCACACAGGCCCUCUAUGGUUUUUUGGCGCUCCGGGACAUGGUCAGACACACGGGGAGACAAUUUCAUCUCCGACAGUUUGACUGAAUUCUGAAGCUCCGAAGUCCACGCCACACACACACACACACACACUCUCCACUCCGAGGCUGACGACAAAAAAUGCUGUGUAGUUUUUAUAAUACACAUUGUACAUUUAUUUUUAUAUUUUAGUCACGUUAUUCAAUGAGAUUGUACUUUUUUGUAGCAUUGCAAUAAAUGUAAUCUAUGAAACGCACCGUUGCCAAGAAGCUCAAAGGUGUGUCCAUACCUUUAUCAACACUGCAUCAGCAUUUCCGUAAAUAUUGUGCAAAAAUAUAAAUUGUUAUCAAAAUAAAAAAGGGAUUUGUGGUUAAACAUCA